UGUUUAACGGGCGUGCUCUAAUUUAGGCCCAGCCCGACCUAUCAGGUUUAAAAGCUAGGUUCAGAUCCGUUUGAAAUACUUUGAGCUCGGGCAGGCCACGUGGGAUUUGAACAGGUCUACUCGGGACGGAGUUUUCGCACUAAAGAAGGGUUCACCUAGUAAUACAAAGAAAAUUAAACGCUUCGCUGUACCUCACGUGUGCGGUCUUGCUCUUGGCAUGGUCGCGAAAGCGUAAGCGAUAAAGCAUAGAGCGGACGUCAGUGCCGCUGCCUUUACACAAACUCACCUACGCGGAAGUAGGUUUGAAGAUUCUUGGUCAGUUCUUCCCGAGCUUCCUAUUUUACCAACAAAAAUCAUUCAAAGAUGAAGAGAAGAAACGGUCAGCACUCAGCUCUCUCUAUCCCUUGUGACCGAAGACCGGUAUAUGGCUCUUGUGAUAUUAACGAAGAAGUCGCUUUUCUCAGUCAAACUUCUCUUCUCUUGUACGGACACAAAACCACAGCCUUAUAUAUCCCGACGCCCCAUCCCUCCUUCAGGUUUAAAACCCACUCGAUCCCCUUCUUUUAUUUAUCUCAUCCUUUAUUUCUCAAUCUCUUGCGGCCAUUCAGCAAGAAACAAAGGGGAAGGAAAUACUUCCAGCUUUGCUUUCAGUUGGCCUCCGAUCAUAGUCUCUUUGUGCAAGCUCGACCGACUUCUGCAUAAAUAGUUGGUUGCUAAAGCGAACUCCACCUCGUUUGUGCUUCCCCUCCAUUUGUUUUAUACGCUCCGUUCCAAGUAUUGCUUCUUGUAAGUCCCAGCAUCAUUGUUAAGCUUCGACACCACCCCAACGUUCACGCAAUUUAUCAAGCGGCAACAUUAAUACCUCAGCUCAAAGUACAUCAGCAGCACUAGACUUCCACUAGAAUUACUUCUAGUUCCAGGAACAGCAAUAACCUCGCAAGCCAUGCCCUGAUUCUCUUUUCCAAACGGUUCUCCUAAACGUUUCUUCAUCUGCCUUUCUCGGCAAUUUUCAAUUUUUAGGCACCGACGUCAUCUCGUUCUGUAAGUAAACAAAUGGAGAAGGGAACCAGCUGGGACCUCAGUUUGCUUCUCAAGGCGCUAACUCAAGGCGAAGAGCAAAUUAGGCAGCUCCAAGCGCACCUAGAUGAUCCUUCCUCCGCUGAACAGAGCAAGUCGCUAGCACAACAGAUACGAUUCACCUUCACCAAAGCCAUUUCCAUGGCCAAAUUGAUCAGCGCCGACAGCGCUCGGCAGCCACCUUGCCCCAAUAACACCAGCGCCGGCUCGCCGCGAUCAACCGGCAGGAGACCACGGAGCGAGAAUUCUGAGAAAGCCUUCAGGGAACGCGAGCGGAGGGAGACGUCCAACAAGAGGAGGGCUUUGCCCAGGUGGUCUGGCCAAGUGCGCAUUUCCUCUGGCGCCACCGCCGAAGGGCCUAUAGAUGAUGGCUUUAGCUGGAGGAAGUACGGGCAGAAGGACAUCCUUGGAGCCAAGUAUCCAAGAGGCUACUACCGGUGCAGUCAUCGCAAUUCCCGAGGAUGUCUUGCCAAAAAACUAGUGCAGAAAUCGGAUGCAGACCCGGCCGUCUUUGACAUCACAUACUGGGGGGAACACACAUGCCUCCAAAGGCCACGGGCGCACUCAGCAUCAGCGGCCCCGGAACCAGACAUGCAAGGAGACCAACAGAAUCCUCCACUCGAGCAUGACAAACAACAUCCCCAGCAUGAUCAGCAGCUGCUCCUGAGCUUCCGAACAGGCCUCAAGGUGAAAACUGAAGGCUUGGAGAGGGAGGAUCAAGACCUUACGUCUUCUUCCUUCUCUUUCCCUUCUACACCAGUCAGCAGCUUGAAGCAUGAGAACCAAAUCUUUUCCGCGCCUCCGACACUGGAGAAUAAGCUCACGGGCAGUUUCUCCCCUAACUUUGUCUCACCAACAACCUCCGGGUCGAGCCACUUCUCAGUUCUAUGCCAGAUAGACAACCAUGGAGACGGAACAGCUCCGCAUACUUCAGAAUCUGACCUCGCCGGGAUAAUCUCCACUUCAGCUUCGGUGACCAAUUUCCCUUUGCUUGACAUUGAUUUCAUGCUCGAACCACUUAUGGAUUUUGAACCAAAUUUCCCAUUUCAUAAUUCCAACUUUUUCCGAUAAAUUAUGUAAAAAGAAUCCGAUCACUCAAAUGGGUGUCAAGAUGGGCCUGUUGCAAACAUUAUCUAGUGAAGAAGAACCAAAGAUGCAGGCAUGCAAGGGAGGGCUCCCAUUUGAUUUUGUCGCAGUGUUAUUCUAUUAUUAAUGUAGGUAGAACUUUCAGUAACUCUUAUUUCUUUCUUUUCUGCGCUUGGGAGUUCCUUUGUUGUUGCUUAAUUGUUCAAUUGUUGAAAUUAAUAGACUUUUUGUUUCAUGCUUAA
Phoenix dactylifera (date palm) is the source of this 2405-nucleotide messenger RNA. Its product is annotated as putative WRKY transcription factor 53. Gene Ontology annotation, biological process: regulation of DNA-templated transcription. Gene Ontology annotation, molecular function: transcription cis-regulatory region binding; DNA-binding transcription factor activity. NCBI's taxonomy places the organism in Eukaryota, Viridiplantae, Streptophyta, Magnoliopsida, Arecales, Arecaceae. The record is from RefSeq and is a predicted model, not a curated record. Gene Ontology annotation, cellular component: nucleus.